This is a messenger RNA of Prunus avium (sweet cherry), 1322 nucleotides long. Its product is annotated as glycine-rich protein. The record is from RefSeq and is a predicted model, not a curated record. Lineage: Eukaryota; Viridiplantae; Streptophyta; Magnoliopsida; Rosales; Rosaceae.
GUGCUCGGUCCACCUUUUCCCAUUCCUAUAUAUACCUUCAUCUCUCUUGCAUUCUACUCCAUUGUCGUGGAUUCAACUGCAUUACUUCAAUGACUAUUCAAAACACUCACAGUUUUGUCUUCUUUGUGUUAUUGGGUAUAGGGAUAUGUUCUGCAGCCAGAACACUCCUACAUUAUGAAGAGCCCGUCCAUGUUCCUGCUGUCGGCUAUGGCACAGGCCAUGGUGGCGGUGGCGGUGGCGGUGGUGGAUCAGGGUAUGGAGGUGGUGGUGCUGGGGGAUAUGGUGGCGGAGGAGGUGCAGGAAGUGGUGGAGGUUAUGGAGCUGUAGGAGAACAUGGUGGUGCUGGCUAUGGAGGUGGUAGUGGUGGUGGAGAAGGCGGUGGCGUUGCCUAUGGAGGUGCUGGUGGACAUGGUGGUGGCGGCGGCGGUGGUACUGGUGGUGGAGAAGGCGGUGGUGUUGCCUAUGGAGGUGCUGGUGGACAUGGUGGUGGUGGCGGCAGUGGUAGUGGUGGUGGAGAAGGCGGUGGAGGUGCUGGUGGAUAUGGUGGUGGUGGUGGCGGUGGUAGUGGUGGCGGUGGUGCUUAUGGCGGUGGAGGUGCUUAUGGUGCAGGGGGUGCUGGAGGAUAUGGAAGUGGGGGUGGUGAAGGAGGUGGUGCCGGCUAUGGUGCUGGUGGGGAACAUGGAGUGGGCGGUGGUGGAGGUGGUGGUACUGGUGGUGGUGGUGGCUCUGGAUAUGCUGGAGAGCAUGGUAGUGGUUAUGGAGGUGGAGCAGGUGGUGGAGCCGGUGGUGGCUAUGGUGCUGGUGGUGAACAUGGCGGAGGCUAUGGAGGAGGUGGCGGACAUGGUGGGGGUGCCGGAGGAGGUUAUGCUGCUGGAGGAGCAAGUGGAGGAGGAUAUGGUAGUGGGGGAGGAGCUGGUGGUGGAGCUGGAGGUGGAGCUAGUGGUGGCUAUGCGGGUGGUGCUGGUGGAGGAGGAGGUUCUGGUGGUGGCAGCGGCUAUGGAGGAGCACAUGGAGGUGCAUACGGAGGAGGUGGUGGGGCCGGUGAAGGCGGUGGCCAUGGGGGUUAUGUUCCUUGAGAUUCCCCUUACUACUUGUUUGUCACUAAAAGCUUUACCUCUUCUUACCUAUAUUAAAUUAUUAAUAGUAUUAAAAAGGGAAAAAAAAAAUAAGAUAAAUGUGGGUAUAAGAGGAUUAUUAUAAUUUUGAGUAUAUGAAGAAUCCCAAUUGUAUGCUCCCAAAGAUUGUAUCUAUUGAUGAUUAAUAUGGAUUCUUGUUCUUCAUGAUAUAUUUAUAAAUGUUACGUACCAAAGAGAAUUCUAGAA